Musa acuminata subsp. malaccensis (wild Malaysian banana) is the source of this 1261-nucleotide messenger RNA. Its product is annotated as NAC domain-containing protein 83. Lineage: Eukaryota; Viridiplantae; Streptophyta; Magnoliopsida; Zingiberales; Musaceae. The record is from RefSeq and is a predicted model, not a curated record. Gene Ontology annotation, molecular function: DNA binding. Gene Ontology annotation, biological process: regulation of DNA-templated transcription.
GCACAAGUCUGGCUAAGAAAUGGUUGAUAGCCACGAUGAAUUGGGUAUUGAUGGCGUCUUUUCCCUUCUUGGAAGGGAGGAGGAAAAGAAAAAGGAGUGAGCUUGGAAAAAAGCAUAGAGAGAGUUUAGAGUCCGGUUCACGCCACCUCGGUCGUCGCCUUCUGCCCACAGGCCACACAGCCUUUGCUAUAAAGAACUGUUCCUUUCCCCCUCCCUCAUGCAACCCACGCCCUCCUCCUCCCCUCCAUGCUCUUUAACUCCUCUUUUCCUCCCUCCUUUUCUUGGCGAAUUGUGCAAAGGAAAUGGGGCAUGAGGCUCUUCGGCUCAGCUACUGCGGGUAGGAGUUCUGAUACUUGAGGUGGAGGUGGAGGUGGAGGUGGAGGCGGAGGUAGAGGCUUGCUGUACAUGGAGAGGCCCAGUUUCAUCAAGCAUGGAGUACUGAGACUGCCUCCCGGGUUUAGGUUCCACCCCACCGAUGAGGAGCUGGUGGUUCAGUACCUCAAAAGGAAGGUGCUCUGCUGCCCAUUGCCGGCUGCAGUGAUUCCUGAGAUCAAUCUGAGCAAGUACGACCCCUGGGAUUUGCCAGGUGAAGGCGACGGAGAACGGUACUUCUUCAGUCUUCGAGAGGCUACGUACCCAAAAGGAAGCCGCAGCAACGGAGCAACCCUCUCCGGCUACUGGAAGGCCACCGGGAAGGAUAGGCCGGUCGUAGCUUCGGGGAGCAACGAGCUGGUGGGGAUGAAGAAGGUGCUUGUGUUCCACCGGGGGAAACCUCCGCAUGGCUCUCGAACCGAGUGGAUCAUGCAUGAGUACCACUGCCUUGCUGCCUGCGAGACCAGAGGCUUCAGCUUCGCACAGAGAAAGAAGUUUGUGCAUAGUUGCAUGAGACAGACCAAAAAUGACUGGGUGGUCUGCCGCAUCUUGAAGAAGCGAGCCAAGAUGUUGGAAGCAGGGAACACCAGCCGCAGCUACAAUGACGGCCGAGUUCGGAUCGACCAUGUCGAAUUCCUGGAUGUGCAGCGUUCGUCAUCCUCCUCCUCCUCUUCUUCUUCAUCAAGCUGUGUGACUGAUCUCUCGUCGGAGGAAGGCGAAGAAGGCAGCAGCAAUGGCGUUAAUGCUUCGCCUCCAUGCGGAAGUCUGCCUUAGUGUCGUCUUCGUUCUCUCGAUGUACUACAAUAACUUUGCUCGAGUAACUCGGCUGUGAACUCUGCGCCAUGUCGCUUGUAAUUUCUGUUCUCGUUAAUCAAGAAAGAUUAAUCCA